CUCGCCAUACUUCUUCGAGAAGAUACGGGAUAGUUUGAGUGCUUUAUCAAAACGUCGCUUUAUCAUCACCUUUGUUUGGGUUCCCUCUCAUUGCUCGAUAGAGGGUAAUGAGAAGGCAGACUCUCUGGCAAAGGUGGGGGCGAUGGAAGGCGACACGUACCAGCGUGAAAUUGCCUUCAACGAAUUUUACUUUUUAGUUCGAAGAAACUCUCUUGUCAACUGGCAGCGCAAAUGGGACGAGGAUGAGUUGGGUCGGUGGCUGCACUCGAUUAUCCCAAGGGUAAGCCUUAAACCAUGGUUUAAUAGAUUGGACCUGAGUCGAGAUUUUAUUCGUAUAUUUUCCCGUCUCAUGUCCAAUCAUUAUUCCUUAGACGCGGUACUCUAUCGUUUGAAUAUUGCUAGCAGCAAUUUGUGUAGUUGCGGCCAAGGUUACCAUGACAUCGAGCAUAUUGUUUGGUCGUGCGAGGUCCAUCUUGUCGCCAGAACGAAUUUCAUAGACUCCCUUCGGGCCCGAGGAAAACCACCCUAUGUUCCAGUGAGAGAUGUGCUGGGGUGAACUAGAUAUAAGCACACAAUUGUUAUCAAACAAAACG
Uranotaenia lowii is the source of this 593-nucleotide messenger RNA. RefSeq lists its product as uncharacterized. NCBI's taxonomy places the organism in Eukaryota, Metazoa, Arthropoda, Insecta, Diptera, Culicidae. The record is from RefSeq and is a predicted model, not a curated record. The transcript has 2 exons. Bases 143 to 556 code for a protein of 137 amino acids.